Messenger RNA from Symbiodinium necroappetens, 963 nucleotides. The record is from the annotation of a GenBank genome assembly. NCBI's taxonomy places the organism in Eukaryota, Dinophyceae, Suessiales, Symbiodiniaceae.
AUGGAGCAGCUCAGCAAGACAUGCUUCUGCCUGGUGGCUGGUGGUCUUGGUGAGCGAUUAGGUUAUCCUGGCAUCAAGAUCGGCAUCACAGCAGAGCUUACCACCGGUGUGACCUUCAUGGAGCUCUAUGCCAAAUACAUCCUUGCGUUUCAGGCAUAUGCGCGAAAAGCCACUGGAGACGGCUCCCUGGAGCUCCCUCUGGCAAUCAUGACCUCAGGCGACACCAAUGCAAAGACCUUGGAGCUUCUCGAGGCCAACGCCUACUUCGGCUUGAGCACGAGCCAGGUGACCAUCAUGAAGCAGGAGCUGGUACCUGCAUUGAUGGAUAUCGAGGCUCGAAUCGCUGUCAAGGACGGUCACGUGGAGAAGAAGCCACAUGGCCAUGGCGAUGUGCACGCACUGCUCCACCAGCAUGGCUUGCCCGCCAAGUGGGCCAAAGAAGGCAGAGAGUGGCUUCUGCUGUUUCAAGACACGAACCCACUGCCCUUCCGCAGCCUUUGCGCGAUUCUGGGCGUGUCUGUUAGCCGCGGCUUCGCGAUGAACUCCGUCGCCGUUCCGCGCCUGCCUGGCGAAGCAGUGGGCGGCAUUUGUCAGCUGAAAGGCGCCUCGGGUGAUGACCUGACCAUCAACGUCGAAUACAACCAGCUGGAUCCACUUUUGAAGGACACUCCGGCUGGUGGGGAUGUGGCAGACGCGAGCGGCUUCUCCCCCUACCCCGGCAACAUCAAUGUCCUAGUUUUCCAUGUUGGCACAAUGGCGCAGCGGCUCGCCACAACCGGUGGAAUCGUUCCGGAGUUCGUGAACCCAAAGUGGGCAGAUGCCGAGAAGAGCAAGUUUAAGUCACCGACGAUGAGCUUUACCUGCGUAAAGAACAACCUGGCCGAUGCGAUGAAGAAGAAUCCUCCAGAUUGUGCCCUCUCUGCUGAGGCUGCACCAUGGCUUUGCAAAGAAAGCUCGGCAUGA